This is a messenger RNA of Loxodonta africana (African savanna elephant), 1206 nucleotides long. RefSeq names its product olfactory receptor 7D4-like. Gene Ontology annotation, cellular component: plasma membrane. The coding region runs from base 208 to 1206 and encodes 332 amino acids. The record is from RefSeq and is a predicted model, not a curated record. The transcript has a single exon. Gene Ontology annotation, biological process: G protein-coupled receptor signaling pathway. Gene Ontology annotation, molecular function: olfactory receptor activity; G protein-coupled receptor activity. NCBI's taxonomy places the organism in Eukaryota, Metazoa, Chordata, Mammalia, Proboscidea, Elephantidae.
UAAAAAGAGAGAGAUUUUUGCUAAAGUGUCUAAAUAAUUAUAUGCAUUUAAAAUGGAAAGUGCUACCUGUGACUGAGAGAGUCACUGUCAUUGUAAGGACUCGAUACCAAAAUACAGGUGGUGUUGUAAAGGUGAUGACUAGCUGAGAUGCUAGUUCACUGUUCCCUGAAUGUUGCUUUUAAUUUCUCCAGCCUACACACUAUUUAAAUGGAAGCAGGAAACCAAACAAAAUUUUCAGAAUUCUUCUUGUUGGGCCUCUCAGAGGAUUCUGAACUUCAGUGCCUGUUCUUUGGACUCUUCCUGUCCACGUACCUGGUCACUGUGCUUGGGAACCUGCUCAUCAUCCUAGCCAUCAGCUCUGACUCCCACCUCCACACCCCCAUGUACUUCUUCCUCUCCAACCUGUCCUUUGUUGACAUCUGUUUCAUCACCACCACGGUCCCAAAGAUGCUGGUGAACAUCCAGACACAGAGCAAAGUCAUCUCCUACAUAGGAUGCCUCACUCAGGUGUUUUUCUUCAUGAUUUUUGCUGGAAUGGAGAAUUUUAUCCUGUCCUUGAUGGCUUAUGACAGGUUUGUGGCCAUCUGUCAUCCCUUACACUAUACAGUCAUCAUCAACGCCCGGCUCUGUGUCUUGUUGGUUUUGAUAUCUGGGGUCAUCAUUUUCUGGGCCUCUCUGCUUCAUAUUCUACUGAUAACAGGGUUGAACUUCUGUACAGGAACUGAAAUUCCACAUUUCUUCUGUGAACUGGCUCAGAUUAUCAAAUUGGCCUGUUCUGAUACCCUCCUCAAUAACAUCUUUUUAUAUAUGGCAACUGUACUGUUGGCUAUGUUUCCCCUCUCAGGGGUACUCGUCUCUUACUCUCAGAUUGUCUCCUCUUUAAUGAAGAUGGCUUCUGCUGGGGCCAAGUAUAAGGCAUUUUCCACCUGUGGGUCUCAUCUCUCUGUGGUCUCCUUAUUCUAUGGAACAGCCCUUGGGGUCUGCCUCAGUUCUACUGUGAUCCAUGCUUCCCAGAGAAGCUCUAUUGCCUCAGUGAUGUACACUGUGGUCACGCCCAUGCUGAACCCCUUCAUAUACAGCCUAAGGAAUAAGGAUAUGAAGGGAGCCCUGAGAAGGCUCAUCUGUAGAGCAGCCUCUUGUGCAUUAUUAUGGCCACUGGUCUCAGGGCUGAAUGCACUUCAUGGUCCUCAAAGCCAAAUGUCAUGA